Messenger RNA from Lactuca saligna, 573 nucleotides. The record is from the annotation of a GenBank genome assembly. NCBI's taxonomy places the organism in Eukaryota, Viridiplantae, Streptophyta, Magnoliopsida, Asterales, Asteraceae.
AUGGCUUCGAGCGGACGUGCAGAACACAGCUGGUCUCCAAAUUACGGCUGUCACAUGGAUGAGAAUCAUUCGAAUGGUGUAACCAAAGAAGACAUGACCAUCAAUCUACUGCAAACCCAGAUGGAACUGUCGCUUAUACGAGAGGACUUCCAAGACCAGUUGCGUGAGCUCCGUCAGGCAGCUAAUCGACACUUAGAUGCCAUGAACCUUGAGGGCGAUGACGUUCGCGCUGGUCAGAUGGAUAUCUCAAAUAUGGUUGAUGAUCUUAAAAAUCAUGUUGUUUCUCUGCAAGUAUCAUAUGUGAAGAUGGUCUUCAAAAACAACAAAGGUAAGAAGCUGAUGCCUUGUGUUGGGAUUUUUGAUGUUGUUUGUGCGUUUGUGGUGACGUAUUUGGUGUUUAAGUGGUUUAACAUGCUUAACUCGAGCAUUGACAUUACCCCUUCUUCUCGUCCAUUGAUUCCCACCAUUCGCUCUUCAUCUCUAGGCCUAUCCAAAGCAUCAGUAGCAUCUACGAUUACCUCAUCAUUCCCUACUCCUAUGGCAACGUUUACAGGCUCCUGCGUAGACUCCUAA